AUGCAUAAAAACCAUUUCCGUACCGUCUGGAGGCGAUGGUACAACACUAGCAUCAGGAGUGGUUUUUUCCCCAACGCUAGAAGCCAUGCUGGUGGAUUAUUGUUGAAUUCAAGACACAAUAGUGUAGCCAAGACUCUCUGGAAAUAUUUCAAUGCACCUGGAAAUUUAAUGUUUGUUACUUGUAAUUUAGUCACAUUUGCAGGAUUUGUUACCAUAAAUUCAAUGACAACUUCGAAUCGUGAAAGAUUGACAGAAGCCAAACUUUUAGCAGCGGAAUCGAGCCUUGAAGUUGAAGUACGAAGUGAAGAACAGGAGUCACCUCUCACAGAAUAUACUACUAGUAAUUUUUGGUGUCCUGCUAAAUCUCCACCAUUGGCCACAUACGAUUCACAAAUGGCAAAGAUGUCACUUUUCCACAUGUUAUAUGCCUUUUACCUGUACAGAAGCGUACUCAUCGCUGAGGAAGAUAGGAAAGUACGACUACCUGAAGAUUGGAAACAGGAAGUAGGAUAUCUUCGAGACAACAACACCACCAGAACUAGCUGCACUCACAAGGAGAUGGAUAAUUUUUAUAACGAAUGGAAACAAGAAUUCUUACAAGUAUUUGCAGAUCUCAACAAAUCACAGAGAUUUAAUCUCCCUACAUGGAAAGACUAUCCCAAACCAUUGAAAAUUAUAUGUGAAAAAUUAUACCACAAUGACAUGGAAAACAUUCAUGAUUUUGCAGACUUUUACGAUCAGACGCCCUCAUUGGGUUUUAAAAGAUUGUUAAGAAGGUGGUUAUUAGACUAUACCCAUCUAGUCUCUGCAACACCGUCAACUGCAAAUGAAAAAUUCUACAGACAACUGUUGUAUGAUAGCCAGGGAGAUGAAGUUAUAUUUAACAAUUUUGCAUCCCUACUUUUGAACCCAACAGAUAAUCGUAGGACUUGCUUCCUACCGAAGCAAGACCUGUACCAAAUUCAGAGCGCAUCCAUAGACACCGUACUACUGGUACUUCAGGGCUAUGUUCAUCAAAGAGAGAAAAUGGGCAAGAAUCAUAAUGGCCCCAUAAUAAGACUGCUAUCAAUGCUGAAAAAGGAUUGUGUUGUAGGUCCAGGAGAUCAACCCAAGAGUAAAUGUGUUAGAAUAAUGCUCCCGACAGAUGACCAAAGAGAUUUAUUAGAGAUGAUUAUGACACCCCAAAAACGUAAAAAGAGUUUAGCACUGGUUUCUCAUCAUUCAGAGGCCAUAAAACUGCUAGACUCAAUAUCAAGAUGGAAUCGUCCUACCUAG
Zygosaccharomyces rouxii is the source of this 1275-nucleotide messenger RNA. RefSeq names its product Pet494p (gene PET494). The record is from RefSeq and is a predicted model, not a curated record. NCBI's taxonomy places the organism in Eukaryota, Fungi, Ascomycota, Saccharomycetes, Saccharomycetales, Saccharomycetaceae. The transcript has a single exon. Bases 1 to 1275 code for a protein of 424 amino acids.